Messenger RNA from Penaeus indicus, 1032 nucleotides. Its product is annotated as tetranectin-like. The record is from RefSeq and is a predicted model, not a curated record. The transcript is spliced from 5 exons. NCBI's taxonomy places the organism in Eukaryota, Metazoa, Arthropoda, Malacostraca, Decapoda, Penaeidae. The coding region runs from base 16 to 744 and encodes 242 amino acids.
CUCUAUUAGCCAAGGAUGUUGCUGUCUCUGGCCCUGGUCCUACUGGUCUCCCUGGCGGCGAGCAGAGCCAUGAAGGACGCGGAAACCCUCCAGAGCGAGAUGUUUCCUCCGACUCACCCAAACUGUACUCAGAGCCUUACAGACUACCUUCUGUUGAGACAAGAGCUGCAGCUGUCCAAGAUGGCCGCCGCUGAGGAGGAGAGGACUCAGCUGACGAGGGAGAACUUGCAGGUACUCACGCAGGUCAGGGACACCUUAUCCCAGGUCAGCGAGGCUCUGACACAGCGCAACCAGGCCAGUGGAAGAUCCGCUGCAGAAACCCGGAGGACAUGCGACCCCCCCUUCAGCUCCGUCGGCGACUCGUGUUUGCUCCUGAACCUGAGACUGAAGGAGGACUGGGCUUCGGCGCGUCAGUUCUGCGUCGGGAAGGGGGCCGACUUGGCGCGCUUUUCCGAUGCUGCAGGUUACGCCGCCAUUCUCGAUUAUAUUAAUAAAAUUAACUCGCAGGAUGAGAUGACUGAUGUGUGGGUUGGCGGCACAGACGAGGCGCUGGAAGGGACGUGGCUGUGGGUGACUGGCGAACUCAUGCCCCAAGGACCGCCGUUCUGGGGCUCUUCAGACGGCUACAAAGCGGCACCCGACGGAGGAAGCUCCCAGAACUGCGCUGGCCUGUACAAACGCGACAAUUAUUACUUGCAUGACUUCCGCUGCAACGGCGCCGCGGCUCCACUCUGCCAGAAAUGAGGACAAAAUAUCCGCAGUACACCUUCUGCCAUGGCGUGCAUUAUGCCAUAGUCCCUCAGAUAACUUUUCAUAGUACAAUCCCAGUUUGUUUGUUUUUUUAUAGUAUUAUGGAUAGCCUACUUUUUGUUCGUUUUUUUUUCUUCUUGAAGCCUUAGAAAAUAAUAAUCCUUGUCCUCAUGAUUUACAAAUGAAAUUACACUAUGUAAUAAUAAAUUCGUAAAUAAUUACUGUAAGUUAAUUCUGUACCUGUAUAAGAUUUUUUGCCAAAAAUACACGCCUGGAGAGUAA